Molecule: messenger RNA, 411 nt
Organism: Arachis duranensis
Lineage: Eukaryota; Viridiplantae; Streptophyta; Magnoliopsida; Fabales; Fabaceae
Product: bZIP transcription factor 2
Exons: 1
Coding region: 1-411 (136 amino acids)
Biological process (GO): positive regulation of DNA-templated transcription
Cellular component (GO): nucleus
Molecular function (GO): transcription cis-regulatory region binding; DNA-binding transcription factor activity
Source: RefSeq, a predicted model, not a curated record
AUGACCUUCCAAGACCACGAGCUGGUUCAGUUCAUGCUGACCGAAACCGAAAUACAGGACCUGUUUUCCCUCAUUAACCACCAUCCGGGCAGCCCCCCUAGUAGCUCCGGCUCGCAGGGGUCGAACCGGUCGGUUUACUCGAGCGAGGAAAGAAAGCUGAGGCGCAUGCAGUCAAACCGGGAAUCGGCCCGAAGGUCCCGCGGCAGGAAAAAAAAGCACAUGGAGAAUCUGACGGUCCAAUUGAACCGGUUGAGACUCGAAAAUCGAGAACUGAAGAACCAGCUACUCGUGACCAUGCACCAGCAUCUUCUACUCUCCCUUGAGAAUGAGAAGCUAUGUUCCGAAUCCAUUGCACUUAGCGCCACACUUUCCGAUCUUUGCCAGAUUUUGCGCACCAUUCUUCCACAAUAA